AUGAUCAUUGGCUUUGACAAGAGCAGAAUCAAACUGCUCAUUGACAAUGUCAACAAGUCGAAACAUAUUGACAUUGACCUUGUCCACUGCCUUGAGAGACUGAAGGAUCACAUCGCCGCUUGCCCUACAGAGCAAGACAGACAACAUGAGGAUGAUGAACCUGAUCAGACCUUCUCUGACAAUGGUGGAGGUGGUUGUCCGUCCCCAAUCUCCUCACACUCUACCGAUACAACAUUCAUCUCAGCCAACGUUCACAAGCCCAAGGUUGACAACAUCAAGAAUCUGGUGCAAAAGGAUCAACAUCAACAACGACAACAGCCACAACAUCAACAGCAGAUCGAUGUCAUUAUGAAUGAUAGUUUGGACGAUCCCUCAAUAUCUGACCAUCAUGACUAG
Messenger RNA from Acytostelium subglobosum LB1, 396 nucleotides. RefSeq lists its product as hypothetical. Bases 1 to 396 code for a protein of 131 amino acids. Lineage: Eukaryota; Evosea; Eumycetozoa; Acytosteliales; Acytosteliaceae. The transcript has a single exon. The record is from RefSeq and is a predicted model, not a curated record.